This is a messenger RNA of Bactrocera oleae (olive fruit fly), 5222 nucleotides long. It is a transcript of the gene drl, whose product is annotated as derailed. Gene Ontology annotation, molecular function: protein kinase activity; ATP binding. Gene Ontology annotation, cellular component: signaling receptor complex; plasma membrane. The record is from RefSeq and is a predicted model, not a curated record. Gene Ontology annotation, biological process: axonogenesis; positive regulation of kinase activity; protein phosphorylation. NCBI's taxonomy places the organism in Eukaryota, Metazoa, Arthropoda, Insecta, Diptera, Tephritidae.
UUGUAAACGCCAUGAUAGCGGACACUUCUGUUGUUUUCUGCUGUCACUUCUUCCGUCUGUGUCAUUGUUGUGCUACAAUAACUCACCGGUAGAGCACUGUGCUCGCCUGCGCUCCGUGCGUUCUGUCGUUGCAUGUCGGUCUAAUGUGAUUUAUUUGUUUACCCAUUUGACAGUUCCUGGAAAAUCGCCACGGUGAACAUAUCUUAACGCUUGUGCGAAAAAAAUCUAUAUUUCGAUGAUGCUGCGUGUGUAAACGAAAGUGCGAAAUCUCAACAUACGUACAACCAAUCACAUCAAGCUGAUAGGCAAACGUUCAGCGCACUUUUAAAAGUGCAGUGGGAGAAGCUCCACAUUUUGAAUAAAAUAAAUACAAAAUUCUUUGUUUCUAUGAACGCGCACAGGUUGAAAUUGGAUUGCAGUGCAUUUCCGGCAAACUCACAAGCCUUAAAAUAAAAUCAUUGAAAUAAAAUAUUAAAAUGUCAAAAGCGUUUCAAGUUCCAAAACUGUGGUAAAUAAACAGAAAAGUGUAUUUAAAGCGGUGAUGACUGUGCUAAGUGUAUAAAGGAAAAUAAUAAUAAUAUAAUACCCGCCUUUGUAUGCGUGUUUGUGGCAAUAUAUGUGUAACAUAGCAACAAACAAACAGUUAUUUGUAAAUAUAAUCAUAAAGUUACUUACAGAACAGUUUGAGGAGCCGAGUUAAAGAGUAAUUAAAACAAAAAUGUUGCUUUUAACUAAUUUAACUUUUACGUUUGGAUUAUUUAUGUUCUGCGGUGCGCUGGUGCAUUGUCACCUCAAUGUUUACCUCAAUCUGCACGAGGUGAUACGAUUAAUAGGUGUCUCGGCUGAGCUGUAUUACGUGCGCGAUGGUCAGGUCAACGAUUAUGCGCUUAAUUUUGCCGUUCCUGUGCCGGCAAACGUCAACGAGAUCUCCUUUACGUGGCAAAGUCUAACCCAUCAAGCGCUGCCAUACAGUGUCAACAUUAUUACAUCAGAGCCGUUCGUACUGCCACGGCCAAUGUUGAAUAUUUCACGCAUCGGUGAAAUUCCGCUGGAGCCACAAACAUUUGCUGUCAGUUUAAAAUGCUCUGGCACACGGGACGCUGAAGUUGAGGUCACCAUCGCCAUCGAAAUAAUACUGGACCGAAAGACGAAUAACAUAACAGAUUUGAUGUUCAAACGCAAAAAAAUUUGUCUUGCUGGCCCACAGGAAGACGGUCACCAUGCGAAUAUCGGUAGUGGUGUCGGCAAUUUGAACAAAUAUAUUAACCAACCGAUAGAGGGUAUUUUAGAAGAUGUAACUAGUGAUCAUGUGGCACGCGAAAACGAGGGGAUUAAGGUCGCUGAGGAUGGUAUAAAUCGACAUUCGACUAGUAGUGAUGAACAGCAUACGAUGGAUGAAAAUUUGUUAGGCGCUGGCCGUAUGAGCGGUCCAGGUACUAUUUUGCAUGAUUUCGAUCCCAUGUUAAAGGAGACACUUGCACCACCUGCCAGCGGUGUAACGACACUCAUAAUAGGCGGUAUACUGGCACUGAUACUGGUCGUUACACUAAUUGUUAUUGCUUACUGCGCUAAGGGACCAACGAAGCGUCAAAAUCACGGUGUGCACCUCAUUAAAACAUCAAGCUUUCAACGCUUACCUACAAUAUCAUCGACUGCCCACAAUUCCAUAUAUGUGUGUCCCUCAGUUAUCACACCCACUUAUGCAACCCUCACACGACCUUUCCGAGAGUACGAACAGGAACCGGAGGAGUUUAAUCGUCGUCUAAGUGAAUUGACUGUACAAAAGUGUCGUGUCCGACUAUCAAGUUUGGUGCAAGAGGGCACAUACGGUCGCAUCUAUAAGGGUACUUACAAUGACUGCCAAGAGGUACUGGUUAAAACUGUUCAACAUGCCAGUCAAAUCCAAGUGUCGCUUUUGCUGCAAGAAGGUAUGAUGCUAUACGAUGCGGCACAUCCCAAUGUACUCUCGGUCUUGGGCGUUACAAUCGAGGAUUUCACCACACCAUUUUUGCUCUAUCCAGCGGGAAACAAUACUCGAAAUUUAAAGCUGUUCUUACAGGAACCGGCAUUUGCGCGUAGUGUUACCACCAUCCAGACAGUGCUGAUGUCCUCGCAACUGGCAAUGGCCAUGGAACACUUACAUAAUCACGGUGUAAUACAUAAAGAUGUUGCGGCCCGGAACUGCGUUAUCGAUGACCAACUGCGAGUCAAACUUACCGAUAGUUCGCUGAGUCGUGAUCUAUUCUCAGCCGAUUAUAAUUGCUUAGGUGAUGGUGAAAAUCGGCCCAUUAAAUGGAUGUCCCUUGAGACCAUACAAAAGAAGCACUACAACGAGGGUAGCGAUGUGUGGUCCUUCGGCGUUCUAAUGUGGGAGAUGUGCACACUGGGUAAACUGCCUUACGCCGAGAUCGAUCCAUAUGAAAUGGAGCAUUACUUGAAGGAUGGCUACCGUCUAGCACAACCCUACAACUGUCCAGAUGAAUUAUUUACCAUUAUGGCCUACUGCUGGGCAGUAUUACCAACGGAACGUCCAUCAUUUAGCCAAAUGCAAAUAUGCCUUUCGGAGUUUCACACGCAAAUCACAAGAUAUGUCUAAAGUUCCGAAAUAACUUGGAAAAGGUAGACUUUAUAAUUUAAAGCUGUUGUACAUAAAUGAGAGAGUGUAGAGUUCUUCAGAUGAACACAUUACGACUUAAAGAACCCAAAGACAGAUAAUUAAGUGGAAAGUAGGUAUAUUCUUAUAUACAUACAUAUGCACAUUUAUGUAUAUAGAAACAGGGCAAUAUAUAAAGGAUGCUUUUUAGACAUAAGGGUGUGCCAUUAUGUUUUAAAAAUCAUUUCGGACAAGUGACCGCCGCUUUUUGCAGGAAUUCAUUCACAUACCGUCUUGUUGGAACGAAAGGUCGUCCACAUCAACAUCCUCCAAUUCAGGAAAGAAAAAGUAUUUAAUCAUGGCUCUAUAGCGUUUCCAAUUGACUAUAACACUAUGGUCGACUUCAUUUUUUAUAGAAAUAUGAACCAAUGAUUCCCUCUGCGCGUAGAACACACCAAACAGUGACUUUUGGAGGAUGCACCGGCGUCUCAAAAUGGUUUGUGGAUUAUCAUCACUCCAAAUGCAACAAUUUUGUUUAUUGACGUACCCAUUCAACCAAAAAUGAACUUCAUCGCUGAACAAAAAAUUGUUUGCGUCGCGCGAACCGUAAUGGUUCGGUUGGUAAUAAAUUUGGGCAAGUCUGUUCAUUAUGAAAUGGCAAAGCAAGCUGAGUAUAAAACAAGUAACAAUUGCCAAAAAGACGAACUCCGAGAAAAGUAUUGACUGAUUGAAAUCCACACGUCUGAAAAAACACCCGUUACCUAUACGGGGUGGCUCACGAAUCGUGCUACAAAAACAAACCGUAAUAACUUUUUUUUAAUGAAUGUGUAACAUUUAUUUUUUUUUACAUUGUACAGAAAAUUUUAUUUUAUAUUAACUAAUUAUUUUUAAAACUUAUGGACCUUCAUGUUUAGCCAUGCAUAUGCGACACCUAAUUAGAAAAUUAUUCAUUGCCGGCCUGUAGGGUUGAAGUUGGAUUGCCUCUAUUAUCGAUUUAAUGAAUUGCUUCAAUUCAAUCAGAUUUCUGGGUUUUGUUUUGUACACCUCUUGCUUGACAUAACUCCAUAAAAAAAGUCUGUUGCAGUCAGGUCAGGUGACCUUGGGGCCAGCGUAAAGUGGAGUUUCUUGAUAUUAAUUUGUUUUCAAAUUUUCGUUGGAGCUCCACAAUAACCGGUAUGCUAAUGAAAGGGAUACGUCUUCGGCUCAGUUCUGGGUAAAAAGACUAGUUUAACAUCUUUAAAUUACGAUGACCAUUGACAGUUACUGUUACACUAUUUUCUUCAAAGAGGUAUGGCCCGACAAUACACCUUGAUGAAACUGCACACCACACAAUGUCUUGUUCUGGGUGAAGUUCCGUCUCGUGGAUUAUUUCUGGAUUUGAUUCACUCCAUAUAUGGCAAUUUUGCUUGUCUACAUUUCCGUUUAGCUCAAAAUGGGCCUCAUCAGACAUAAACAGGCAAUUCAUCAAGUUAUUGUCUUCUUCGGCAAAUUCCAAUUUUUUUUGUCAAAUUCCAGGUGAAUAGGCAAAUUCAGAGGUUUCACCGGCUGGUUAUUUGAUCUUUGUACGGAAACAGGUUUAAGUCAUCAUGAAUUAUCCGUUGUAAUGAACGUCAGUUAACUCCAAGUUACGGCGAUAAGUGCGAGUCGAAGCUCUUGGAUUUGCCUGAAUUGACGAUGAAACAGCCGCGAUUGUUUCUUGAACACGAGCAUACCUAUCUCGAUGGUACGGUCUUCUUCGAUAAUGGUCCAUUUACUCGGGGGAGUGCCGCCAAAAUCCCUUCUGAAUUCCCUUUGGACGGAAAUGACGGACUGCAAAACAUAGCACUAUUAAAUAAUAACCAGCCAAAUAAAAAAAAAACAAGUCGAUUACACAGAAAAAAAGUUAUUACGGCUUGUUUUUCUACCACGAUUCGUGAGCUACCCUGUACAUAGGUGCAUAUGUAUUUAUGAGUGUGUAUAAAAAGUAGACGAUAGGCAAAGAGAAGAAAUAUUUUAAUAAUUUAUGUUUUAUUGAAAUUCGAAGAAAGUGAUUAAUAAAUAAAAAACAGAUUGUAUAAUAAAUGACUGGCAACUCAGAAGUGCCACAUAUGAGUUGAAACAGUAAGUAGAAUUGUUCCUCCCGAGAGCUGUAAUAAGCUUUAAACAAACAAAACUUAGACAAAAUGUUGAAUAUAUCACCCUUACAACUUAUUGUCCCCGAUGAUGGUGAGCCUUCAACAAACACUUAAUUUUAAGUAGUAUUUACCUAAUUAUUUAUGUAAGUACCAUAUUUAAGUACUUAUGUAGGGGUCCGUGUUUAAGCUUUGAUGUAAAUGUAAAAAUUAUUAGGUGAUGACAGUUUAAUACCACUAUGCUUAUAAUUCUUAAGUUCAUAAUUACAAUAGUAUAUGAAAUGAACGUACACACCCCCAACUGUAAUCAAUACGAGUAUGUAAGCUUACAGGUAUGUUAAGUUACUGUUCUCCCACCACUCAGGUCUAGCUCUUAUCCCGUGUAUUGCAUUCAUAAUUAUAAAAAAAUUUUAGCUUUUAUUUAUAUUGUCUUUUCCUAUAAUAAGCGAGUUUUCAACCUGUAAUUGCUAAAAUGAACAGAAACGAAAUAAACGUCCAAAAAUUGAAUAUUUUUAAAA